Messenger RNA from Pterocles gutturalis (yellow-throated sandgrouse), 1395 nucleotides. RefSeq names its product butyrophilin subfamily 1 member A1-like. NCBI's taxonomy places the organism in Eukaryota, Metazoa, Chordata, Aves, Pterocliformes, Pteroclidae. The transcript has 7 exons. The record is from RefSeq and is a predicted model, not a curated record. Gene Ontology annotation, molecular function: protein binding.
AUGCUCUCUGGUUUCCACCUCCACUGCUCUCUGACAGCUUUUGUCAUUUAUGGUUUCAUUUUCCAAGUUCACAAGCUGCGGUCAGCCCCACUGGAUGUGACGGGACCCCCUGGCCCCAUUGCCGUGGCCAUGGGCGAGGACAUGGUGUUGCCCUGUCACUUCUCCCCGGAGCAGAGUGCAUGGGACAUGGAGGUGAUCUGGUUUCGGGAACACUUCUCGCCCUUUGUGCAUCGCUACAAGGGAGGCCAGGACCAGUACGGGGAGCAGAUGCUUCAGUACCAAGGGCGCAUGGAGCUGCUGAAGAAUGGCCUCGCCAAGGGCAGCAUGGACUUGAAAAUUUUCCGUGUCCAACUGUCUGACAGAGGGAAUUACACCUGCUUUGUUCGCCGUGACUCAGAUUACGAUGAGGCUGUGGUGGAGCUGAAGGUGACAGCCAGCGGCUCUGUCCCACUCAUCACCCUGGAGCACUACCAGGACGGGGGGAUCCGGGUGGCCUGUCGCUCGGCCGGCUGGUACCCCCAGCCCCAGGUGCUGUGGCAAGAUCCCCACGGACAUCAUCUCCCAUCCGUUUCUGAAAGCGUCACCCAGGAGGAGAGUGGACUCUUUGCAGCGGAAAGCAGCAUCAUCCUCACCAGGGGCACGAACCAGAGGCUCUCCUGCUUGGUCUGAGAUGCCCUGCACAGCCAAAAUCAGGGAUCAGCUUCUUUUCACAUCGCAGAUCCCUUUUUCCAAAAUGCCCAUCCUUGGAUGACCGCCCUGGGCGUGGUCCUGGUUGCGGUGGUUGCUCUCCUUGUUCUCGCUGUUUAUCUGCUCAGAAUGAAAGAAAAGCAAGCUGAAGAACUUGCAUGGAGAAGAUACGCAGUUCCUAUAGAAGAAGCAACGGUGGUUCUGGAUCCGGACACGGCCCACAGUGACCUUGUCCUGUCUGAUGACUGCAGAAGUGUGAAACGAGAAGACAGGCGGCAGGACCUGGCUGACAUUCCCGAGAGAUUUAACCCAUGGCGCUGCGUGCUGGGCUGCAAAGGCUUCACCUCGGGGAGAUACUACUGGGAGGUGGAGGUGGAGGAUGGAGGAGGAUGGACUGUGGGGGUCUGUAGGGAAGAUGUGAAAAGGAAGGGUGACCUGGAGUUUAAACCAGAGGAGGGCAUCUGGGCAGUGGGGCAGUGGGCAGGGCAGUUCCGAGCUCUCACAUCCCCUAAUCACACUCUCCUUCCUGAAAUCCAGGUUCCCAAGUGGAUCCGGGUCUCUCUGGAUUAUGAAGAGGGACGGGUGGCAUUUUUCAGUGUUGAUGAGGAGAUUCCCAUCUUCACAUUUCCACUGGCAACAUUUCAGGGGAUAAGAGUCCACCCUUGGGUCUGGCUGGGUCCUGGGACAUGGCUCAAAAUGUGGCCCUGA